AUGAACCGCGGGGGUCGGGUGAAGUGAGUAAACUCCAUUAACAGAAAGGGAAUCCGACCCGAUCUAUGAAAUUUGGCCCUCACCUCACGCCUCUUAUCCCUUUAUCUUAAUCCCCCCUCCGAACCCCCAAAACCCCCGCUCAACUCAAUUCCCCAAUUCCAAAGCAACGAAUCGCUAACUCGUUGAACUAGGGGUCGCCGGUACUCAUCAUGUCUUCGGGAAAUCAAGAUGAUAAGUCUAGCUCGUCGGAGAACAAGAGCCCGAAGAGCGAGGCAUCGUCUGCGCAGGGACGGCAGAGGCCAGCUGCUUCUGGGUUUCCACCAAACCCUUUCGAUUUUUCCUCCAUGACUGAUCUGCUCAGGGAUCCAUCAAUAAAAGACUUGGCAGAGCAGAUAGCAAAGGAUCCUGUGUUUAACCAGAUGGCAGAGCAGCUUCAGAAAAGUGUUCAAAGUGUGGGGCCGGAUGGGGUCCCUCCAGUGGACACCCAACAAUAUAUUUCUACCAUGCAAAAGGUCAUGCAAAACCCUCAGUUCAUGACAAUGGCAGAACGACUUGGAAGUGCUCUGAUGCAGGAUUCUUCUAUGGCUAGUAUGCUUGAGAGUUUUGCUAAUCCACCUCAUAAAGAACAGAUCGAAGAAAGGAUGGCACGCAUGAAGGAAGAUCCAUCUCUGAAGCCAAUUCUUGAUGAAAUAGAGACUGGAGGUCUUCCUGCAAUGAUGAAGUAUUGGAAUGACCCUGAAGUUCUUCAAAAGCUAGGCCAAGCAAUGGGGAUGCCCACAUCAGGUGAGGCUGCAUCAUCAACAGAACUUUCUGGACCUGAAGAAGGAGAAGAGGAAGCAGGAUAUGAGGAUGAGUCAGUUGUUCAUCACACUACUAGUGUUGGAGAUGUUGAGGGCUUAAAAAGUGCCCUUGCUGCUGGAGCUGACAAGGAUGAAGAAGACUCUGAAGGAAGAAGAGCUUUGCAUUUUGCAUGUGGCUAUGGGGAGGUGAAAUGUGCUCAAGUCCUCUUGGAGGCUGGAGCUUCUGUUGAUGCGCUGGAUAAGAACAAAAACACUGCUCUUCACUAUGCUGCAGGUUAUGGGCACAAGGAAUGCGUAGCUCUUCUAUUAGAGAAUGGUGCAGCAGUCACUCUGCAAAACUUGGAUGGGAAGACUCCUAUUGAUGUUGCCAAGCUCAACAACCAGGAUGAGGUUCUCAAGCUGCUCGAGAAGGAUGCGUUCUUGUAAUCUACAUUGCAAUAGUAUUUGAAAGAGAGGGUGAAUCAUGUUUUGCCAUGUAUGCUAUGCUUCUGAUGCUUUUGAGCUCUUCGUCUUGGGCGUCUAAGACGGAGAACAUGAGUUGCUAGUUGUACUUUUUCAGGUUCACGCUAGUCUUUUCUGAGAGUGAAAAAGUUUCAGAUGUUUGUAUGGAUCAUUUGAUUGCUUCUAAUUCGUUCCCCAGUUAUUGGGUUGUCUUGUAAUAAUGAUUCUGUAAUAGCAGUGGUAAUUGUAAUAUGUUAAGUUGAUUAUGUUAUGUUUGGUGUUUAGAAAGUUUUUGAUGCA
Molecule: messenger RNA, 1541 nt
Organism: Asparagus officinalis (garden asparagus)
Lineage: Eukaryota; Viridiplantae; Streptophyta; Magnoliopsida; Asparagales; Asparagaceae
Product: ankyrin repeat domain-containing protein 2A-like
Exons: 8
Coding region: 210-1226 (338 amino acids)
Biological process (GO): protein targeting to chloroplast
Cellular component (GO): chloroplast outer membrane
Molecular function (GO): protein binding; chloroplast targeting sequence receptor activity
Source: RefSeq, a predicted model, not a curated record